AUGGCUGUAUUCAAUCAACAUUCCCAAUCUGCGUCUGAGGAUCUGAUGAAGUGUUCCAAGAUGCCAGACGACUUCGCGUUGACCCCACAAAGGCUGACGUUAGGACUAAUGGUGGUGGAGAGGAACGGCGAGCUACAGAAUGACCCAUGGGCAUACCCAGUCCCGCUCUCCGAAUCCACUUUGCCGCCCUUUAUAGCCGCCAUAUUGGCUGAGACUCUCCUCUACGGGCAACAGCAAGACGCUCCUGACGAAGGCGUACCCGAAGUUCUUGCUACAUGUGACGAACAACUUGAUCGCCGAUACUCUCCUCCGGGGAUACCGCUGGUAAUAGGGACAGCCUUCGGAUACAUCAGCAUGGGGACGAAGUCUACUGGACUGAAGAUCUACAUCCCAGUUUACAUACUCAUCGUCCUUGUCUUGAACAACGCACUGACCCUGUUGACGGCGGGUCGGGUAUGGUGGAUUUCAAGACAAGUGCGGAGCUCGUUGGAGAAAGAGAGGCAGAGAGAUUAUACCGCUGCUGCAGCUAUAAUCAUAGAAUCCGGGGCCAUAUACAGCGCGUCCACAAUCUUAAUUUUGGCCGUAUGCAAGAAUCCGAGAUUACUUGUAAUUGCAGCUUGCAUUUCAAUUCGAACCGUCGUUGGUAUCCUCCCUCCUGUUGUGAUUGAUGAUUCUGACGACUGCGAUUCGAGUGCAUCAUGCCCAUCCUCAUCACGGUCCAAGUGGUGCUUGGGCGCUCUGCGAGAGAACUGGAAACAAUACUCACCGACAUAG
Molecule: messenger RNA, 774 nt
Organism: Laccaria bicolor S238N-H82
Lineage: Eukaryota; Fungi; Basidiomycota; Agaricomycetes; Agaricales; Hydnangiaceae
Exons: 10
Coding region: 1-774 (257 amino acids)
Source: RefSeq, a predicted model, not a curated record